AUGUCGGAUCGUGGCUCUGCAGCUUCCCUGUGCGUCAGUCCGUCUGCUCCUGUUGUCCCAACAGGAACGUUGAGCUUGCGGAUAGUCAAGGUCUCCAAGGGGCCACUCUACAGGGUGGAGGGGACCCACACUUCCAUCCUGUGUAAUGUGACGAACUACCAGGGUGCAGGCCGCUUCGAUUUCUGGUGGUCGUUUGUCAGAACGGUGGACACAGGCACUCCGGUUGCCAUAGUCAGCACCCUUGAGAACGAGUACACCGACGCCAGCUAUGAGCCCCGGGUCAAGGCCAAAGAGAUCUACGUCGAAAGACAGUCGCCCAGGUGGGCCCGGCUCCACAUCACUCACCUGAGGAGAGAAGACGAGGGGCUGUACGAGUGCAGAGUGGACGCCGGCACCAAGAAAUGGCACCCCUAUCAAGAUGCCACAGUUGAGCUGAAAGUGCUCCCAGACACCCUGAUGCUGUCGACACCGCUGGGAGAGCUCUCGAGCCUGGCCCUUCAUGAGGGGGAUAGUCUCAGCUUGCGUUGCCGUGCUGCAGCCCUUACUGGGCUGCACACCCACGUCUCGCUCGCCUUCGGGGUGAUCAGGACCAUGACGGGGGUCCUUGACACCAUUGUUGGUGUUGGGCCUGACCUCAGCGUGGAAAGUCCGCCCGCAGGGCCAUACUGGUCCCGUUUCUACAGGGGGCAACUGGGAAUGGAGAAGAUCAAAGGUGAUACAUACAUCCUGAGAAUGGACCAUGUCAAACCCCAGGAUGCGGGCCUGUACCACUGCACCGCAGCUGAGUGGAUCCAAGACCCCGAUGGCAGCUGGCAGAAGAUUCUAGAAAAGAGAAUUAGCCUGAAAAACCUCACAGUAGAACCCAAUGAUCUGAGGCUGGGAGUGGUGGCAUCUCUGGCCCCCGUGAAGUUUUACCGGGGCGACACAGUGCAGCUGCAUUGCAAUGUGACUCUGGCCAUCGGGCACAGCGAGGACCAGGGGGAUGACGACGAGCCCCAACUGGCAGUGGGCUGGUGGGGCGAGGGCAAGGAGCCCCUGGCCCUGGUGGACCGGCGGGGCGUUCUGCUACCCACGGCCUGGCACGGCCGCACUCCUUCAGGCAGCGAGCUGAGCCCUGACCGUCCCGCUCCCCUCUGCUUCCGCCUUCACAUCCACCGAGCCACCAAAGCUGACCAGGGACGGUACCGCUGCCAGGUCACCAGCUGGGGGCAGCGGCGAGGCACCAAGCCCUACCUGCUCGCCACUGCCCAAUCAGAACCCGUCACCCUCUACCUCUAUCUAUCCCCCUCGGAUACCCUUGUGAUCCCUCUGUCGGUCGGGGCGGCUCUGUCCCUCUCUGUCGCCAUCAGCAUCAUCACCGCAGUGACCUGCUGUUUCCUGCGGAAACUGGCCAAACGGUGA
This is a messenger RNA of Stegostoma tigrinum, 1401 nucleotides long. RefSeq names its product immunoglobulin superfamily, member 8 (gene igsf8). The transcript is spliced from 4 exons. NCBI's taxonomy places the organism in Eukaryota, Metazoa, Chordata, Chondrichthyes, Orectolobiformes, Stegostomatidae. Bases 1 to 1401 code for a protein of 466 amino acids. The record is from RefSeq and is a predicted model, not a curated record.